UGUCAUGUUAUACCCCAUCUUACCUGUGGCAGUGUUAAAGUGUUGACAAUUAUCCUCUGCAAUGUCUCUUGUUCACACAUGCACUCUCCCUGUCAUAUUACUGUAUUGCACUUGUAAAAAAUAUAGUGGGACUUAAGUUUAUGGCCUGGUAGAUAAGUGCUGACAAUAUCCCUCAUUAAGUACAAAGACUGAUUAGGGGUGUAUCCACUAACAUUGUGCCAUACGGUCUCAUAUUUGUUUCACGGUGAUAUCAGUCAUACUAUUGCAGUAAGAAGAGAGGAACAAUAAGGUCCUCCUUUAAGACAUUGAUAGUUGUAGUGGCCAGGAAUAAAUUAUAAAAUUGAGACCAAGCCGGCCAACUGAAAAAAGUUUAAAUAAAGUGUAAACCAGAAGAAUUUCUGUUACAACAAGGUGUGUACAAAUCCUCAGCCAUGCUGCGGCUCUGUCUUGCUGUCCUCGGCCUCAGUGCCUGCUAUCCUUGUACUGCAGCCCCGCCACAGGACCCUGAGCUGCGGUCAGUAUUCACAGGGUCCACCAGAAACAAGCUGCUGCUCAUCUCCUUAGACGGCUUCCGCUGGGACUAUGACAGAGAUGUUGAAACCCCUCAUCUGGAUAAGAUGGCCCAGGAUGGAGUGAAGGCAGCCUAUGUUACUCCACCUUUCCUCACCAUUACCAGCCCUGCUCACUUCACACUGCUGACAGGACGUUAUGUCGAGAAUCAUGGAGUAAUCCACAACAUCUGGUUCAACACUACCACUCAGGAGAAGAAGCAGUACUACAUGACUCAGUUUGUUGAUUCCUACUGGGACAAUGGCAGCUUACCCAUCUGGAUAACAGCACAAAGACAGGGUCUAAAAGCAGGCUCUCUGCAUUUCCCUGGCACAGCAGCCACCUACAAAGAAGAGACUGUGAAGGUUAGGCAAGUGGAACCUCGUUUCUAUGAUCAUUCUAAUGAGACAGAAUGGAGGCUGAACAUUGAUAAGGUCAUUGGGGAGUGGUUCCACCAACAGGACCUAGACUUUGUGUCCUUGUAUUUCGGAGAACCAGAUUUGGCUGGUCAUGAAUUUGGACCAGAUUCCCCAGAAUGCCGUGCAAUGGUUCAGCAAGUGGACCGUACUCUGGGCUACAUCCGGGACAAGAUCCAAGACCAUGGCCUUACUGACCGGCUCAACAUUAUCAUCACUGCCGACCACGGGAUGACUAGAAUUCUACGGGAUGGACUAGUUGAGGAGAUCAUCCUCUCUAAGAUUCCUGGCUUCAGCUUCAAAGAUAUCCAGUUCCAACUGUUGGAUUAUGGUCCUGCUGGCAUGCUGCUUCCGAAAGAGGGGAAACUGGAGAAGGUCUACCAGGCUCUGAAAGGAAGCCACCCUCAUCUUCAUGUGUAUAAAAAGGAGGAGCUGCCAACUAGACUGCACUACAGUAACCAUCCUCGACUCCUGCCCAUCAUCCUCAUUGCUGACCCUGGAUACAUUGUCAAUGGGUUCUUACCUGUGCACUACGUAAAAGGAGACCACGGCUUUGAUAAUGAAAUCAUGGACAUGAAAGCUUUCUUCAGGGCAGUGGGGCCUGACUUCCAAAAAAACAUGUUGGUAGGCCCCUUUGACCUGGUUGACGUGUACCCUCUGAUGUGCCAUCUACUGGAGAUUAACCCAGAGGUCAACGAUGGACACUUGAACAAUACCAAACACAUGCUGGUUCCUAGGAAAAACACAGGAGGAAACAACAACAUUCCAGGGAAGAAUUAUCACAUGGAGGUGGUGAUUGGCCUGUCAGCAGUGAGUGGGGUUCUUGGGCUUGUUUUCAUCAUUACCACAUCCUAUAACAUGUGGAAAAGGACCAGAGCAUGAGGAACUUUGACAUUUAUCUAAAAAAAAUAUUGAGAAAAGGAAGUAAGAACAAAAAAGGAGAAAAUUUAAUUUUGCAUUUUCUACUCAUUGUACAAGAGUGUGCUUACUGUAGGCGAAGGAUAAGACAUUCUUUAUUUAUGAGUUUAUAAAUGAUGGAGAAUUCAGCCACUCAGGGCCUUUUUAUAACCAAACAUGUAUCAAACAGUAAGAUACAUUUGUUCAUGUAAAACAAUCUGGCAAACUCAAACCAGUUGAUAAUUGUUCAUUCAUAUUUGCUGUAGCUCAUGCCGAUUUUGUUUUAGAACAACACCUACAAAUAAUUAUCCAUGUAUUCUACACUGCAAAUACAUGCAACUAACUGAGAGGGGGAAAAACACAUUGUGAUUUACUUGGUUCACAUUGAGGUUUUUAGCUGAGCAUUGUUUAAGUGUCAAGCAGCUUCCAUUACUCAGGAUGAAAAAUGACAUUGAGCAGUGAUACUCAACUUAAGGUCCAUGGGCCAAAUCUGGCCCCCGAUAGGGUGCCAGGUGGCCCCUCAAUCAUUUUCUAAUUCACUGUGAAAUGAAAGUGAUUCACACAGGGAAUGUUUUUUGAACUUUUAAUAUACGGUAAGCUGCUACUACACAGCCGCGUGGCAGCCACCCUGACAACUGCCAGUCCACAAGAGCGUUCCCUAAAAAAAGCAAAGUGUUUUUUGGAGCGCUGCCACUACAGUCUACACUGUAAACCCCAAUUUGUUCACUCAAAUCAAAAUGUAUUGGAAUCAGCUUGCACUUUUUUAAUAACAUUUUUGUUUUUGUUGUUGUUUGAGCAUUUAAUUCUAUGUCAUAUUAACAUAAAAUUAAAAUUAAUUAUGUUGAAUUAUGUUGUGUACAAACAGCAUUAUAUAUUGUAAUCUUAAAGUCAUUGUUCAGCUAAAUCACAAUUUGUGCACUCAGCUCAAAAAUUUAUUGGAAACAGCAAGUUCUGAGUACACCUGAUACACAUGACUCUUGUCUGGUUGCAUACUUCUCUUGGUUUAUUUUCAAUCAAAUGAUAAAAUAAUUUGUGUUUUAAUAACAGAAUUCUAUGUCAUAUUAUGUGAGAAUAUCUAGUAUACAUAACACAGACUUAUUGAGUUGUUAAAUGAGAGCUAAAUGAGCUUUACAAAUUUUAGUCAAAUGGACUCAAAAUUAAAAAAAUGUUGACUUGACAUAAAAAAAUAUAUAUGUCAAGCUCACAAGGGUUAGG
This is a messenger RNA of Epinephelus lanceolatus (giant grouper), 3077 nucleotides long. Its product is annotated as ectonucleotide pyrophosphatase/phosphodiesterase family member 7-like. The record is from RefSeq and is a predicted model, not a curated record. Lineage: Eukaryota; Metazoa; Chordata; Actinopteri; Perciformes; Serranidae.